This is a messenger RNA of Anarrhichthys ocellatus (wolf-eel), 2584 nucleotides long. RefSeq names its product zinc finger, C2HC-type containing 1C (gene zc2hc1c). The transcript is spliced from 3 exons. Lineage: Eukaryota; Metazoa; Chordata; Actinopteri; Perciformes; Anarhichadidae. The record is from RefSeq and is a predicted model, not a curated record. Bases 329 to 1708 code for a protein of 459 amino acids.
UAGGAAAAAGUAGAGUAGCUUUAUGUGUCGACAGAUAGCUAAACACACAGUUACUUUUAAUUCAGACGACAUUCAAAAGGUCAGUUAAAUGUUUUUAUUUAUUGCAAAGACUUCUAACUCUUUGCCCUUUUUAUUUAUGUAUUUUUUGGGGUGAUCUGGAUAAUCUAGAGACUUUUUGGAUUCCUCGUCCGUCCUAAAGGUCAGCGUGACAGUUCACUCCUGACCUUAAAAACAGCAGAAAUUAUACUGGAAAAAACCCUCAGCAGCUGGUGUGGAAGGCUCAGGUGUCUUUCACAACAAAACAACUUGAAAGACAACUGCUGAAGUCAUGAGCACAUACACAGGAAGAAGACACAGUGAUCAAGGGCAGCCCAACACUGCAGGAAAAAGAAAUGCAGAUGUCUAUACUGAAGCACAACAUGGUGUUGUGCCUGGUAGGAGAGCAGAUGCAGUAAACCAGCCAUUUCCAAACAAGCCUGUCAGCCACAGAAGAUCUCUCCAACCCACGAAACAAGACGCAUUUGUUCCAUAUGAUUUAGAAAAAAAUACUAUUACAAAACAACCAAGAGGCCAUUCGUUAACCCUAGAACACCAUUCAAAUGGCACCGGAAAGACCAAUGAGUACCAAGAUCCAAGAACCGACUCAGGCGGCAGACAGCCCAGUGGAGAACUGCAGAUGGCCAGAGCAAUUCAUGCAAAAGAGCUGGUGCUACAGGAGAAGCUGUGGCGCGUAGAGGAAAAAAUAAGACAAAAGAUCCAGAGAGACACUGCUGCACUUGAUGACCAAAAGAGUGAAGAGCAGAGACACAACAGGGAACAAGCAGAGAGGGGAAACUACCAGAGAGAAUCCAGGCUGUCUGAGCAGCAGAGGAGAGAACCAGUGAGAAGAAGAGAAGUGAAGGUGCAAGAAAGCCAAGAGGAGGAUGUUAAACAACACAUGAAGACACAAGAUGAGGAAGAAAGAGCCAGGGGGGAAAGAAGGGAAAUAGAGUCACACAAAAAAGGUCAUAAAGCAACUCACCAGAUCACAGUUCCUGAGCAAGAAGUGAGUGGAGAGCUGAACAAACCAAGGUGGGAAAAAGUGAAAGAGCAUACCGGAAGAAAAGAAAGGGAUGAAAAAAAUAAUGGCAUUUGGGAAGAUACAGGUGUGAAGUCACAGGGUGGAACAGUGAAAGCAAAAGAAAGACAUCAAAAUACAGCCUCAGUGGGCGAUACAGGUUGGAAGAGAGAGGAAAAAUAUAGGGAAAGGACAUGUGAGGAGACUUCUGACGAUGAACAAGAUAUGCCUCAAAUGAGCCAGCAGAAGGCUUCUCAUGAAGCUGCAACAAAAGGAAGAAACCCGUCAGGAGGACCAAGGCUUCCACCACUUUCUCAUCCCUCACAUUCCAGCAGACCAGACCUGAGACAGGAAGAGAGCACGGACACCAGGCACCAGCUCCUUCUUUGCAAAGUUUGCAACAGAAAGUUUGCAGGCGAAAGACUACAGAAGCAUGUCCAAAUCUGUGAGAAAGUUAAACAAUCAAAACGUGGAGUCUUCAACACCUACCUUCACAGGACCAAGGGAUCUGCCUUAGAGGAGUUCUUGAAAACCAACAGCGGAGGUCCAGAGGUUUUGAAGAAAAACAACCAAAGACAGAACCAGGGACAUACAAGGAAUCUGCAGAAAAGUCGGAAGGUCCCAGGUGGAACUGCACAUCAGCCAAAGUGAGGAGAUCAGAACUGACCCAGAAACUUCAGAGCUGAACCAUUUGAACAAGAAAUCCACGGCUUAUCAAGUCAACCAUCACCAUCUCAUUAGUCAGCAGAGUCUCUGCAUUGUCUGAUUCUAGCCCUGACACAAGUUUGGUUUCUGAUCUAUCGUCUACAUUUCCAUCAUAUAUUCCAUGUGACCUAAACAGAAGUGUCUAAGAUAGUCUUGUAAAGAGCUAAAAACUAACAUGAUUAUAUUAAUAUCAACUAAUAUAAAUAAAUGCAGUGUAUUCUAUCUUUCAUUGUGGAAAAUAUUGACGAUCGAGAAAAGACAACUGUUAGUUUUAUUUAUGGCUUUUACACAAAGCACGAAGCAACAGCGUGACUGAGAGAAGUCUUUAUACAACUGUUACAUCUCCACAAUGUUUGGUUAAUUGUUAACAACAAAUAAAUCAUAUUUUUAGAUGCCGUCAACACAGCAUUUUCACAUUUGCACUAAUUUUGGUUUCAAUAGAUUUCUAAGGCACACCGACUGUAUUCAACGUCACAUUUUACAGCAUGAAAAUACUGCCAGUGUUAUUCUGCUGACAGACCACUGACCACGAGGCUACUGCUUGUAAGCGAACUAUGAAAAAAGGGUUUUACACACACACACACACACACACACACACACACACACAAACUACAUAUUUGCUUGCACGAAUGAUGCAAAAUACGGAAACAACAUUAACAUAAACGACAGAUACAAUGGUUAAAAAUGCAAUAAGAAAACAGCAUUAUAGACGCAUGGUAAGCUAUAUCAUAAAUGAUUCCACAUUCAAACUGUUCAUACGCAUCACAAAGACAGACCUACAGAUGCUUCCCCAUCAACAAUUCAAGAGUUGAAGAAGGCAAU